Messenger RNA from Homo sapiens (human), 3038 nucleotides. It is a transcript of the gene KLF4, whose product is annotated as KLF transcription factor 4. Bases 598 to 2139 code for a protein of 513 amino acids. Gene Ontology annotation, biological process: gene expression; regulation of cell differentiation; negative regulation of muscle hyperplasia. Gene Ontology annotation, cellular component: transcription regulator complex; chromatin; nucleus. NCBI's taxonomy places the organism in Eukaryota, Metazoa, Chordata, Mammalia, Primates, Hominidae. Gene Ontology annotation, molecular function: DNA-binding transcription factor activity; DNA-binding transcription factor activity, RNA polymerase II-specific; transcription cis-regulatory region binding. The transcript has 4 exons. The record is from RefSeq and is marked reviewed.
GGCAGUUUCCCGACCAGAGAGAACGAACGUGUCUGCGGGCGCGCGGGGAGCAGAGGCGGUGGCGGGCGGCGGCGGCACCGGGAGCCGCCGAGUGACCCUCCCCCGCCCCUCUGGCCCCCCACCCUCCCACCCGCCCGUGGCCCGCGCCCAUGGCCGCGCGCGCUCCACACAACUCACCGGAGUCCGCGCCUUGCGCCGCCGACCAGUUCGCAGCUCCGCGCCACGGCAGCCAGUCUCACCUGGCGGCACCGCCCGCCCACCGCCCCGGCCACAGCCCCUGCGCCCACGGCAGCACUCGAGGCGACCGCGACAGUGGUGGGGGACGCUGCUGAGUGGAAGAGAGCGCAGCCCGGCCACCGGACCUACUUACUCGCCUUGCUGAUUGUCUAUUUUUGCGUUUACAACUUUUCUAAGAACUUUUGUAUACAAAGGAACUUUUUAAAAAAGACGCUUCCAAGUUAUAUUUAAUCCAAAGAAGAAGGAUCUCGGCCAAUUUGGGGUUUUGGGUUUUGGCUUCGUUUCUUCUCUUCGUUGACUUUGGGGUUCAGGUGCCCCAGCUGCUUCGGGCUGCCGAGGACCUUCUGGGCCCCCACAUUAAUGAGGCAGCCACCUGGCGAGUCUGACAUGGCUGUCAGCGACGCGCUGCUCCCAUCUUUCUCCACGUUCGCGUCUGGCCCGGCGGGAAGGGAGAAGACACUGCGUCAAGCAGGUGCCCCGAAUAACCGCUGGCGGGAGGAGCUCUCCCACAUGAAGCGACUUCCCCCAGUGCUUCCCGGCCGCCCCUAUGACCUGGCGGCGGCGACCGUGGCCACAGACCUGGAGAGCGGCGGAGCCGGUGCGGCUUGCGGCGGUAGCAACCUGGCGCCCCUACCUCGGAGAGAGACCGAGGAGUUCAACGAUCUCCUGGACCUGGACUUUAUUCUCUCCAAUUCGCUGACCCAUCCUCCGGAGUCAGUGGCCGCCACCGUGUCCUCGUCAGCGUCAGCCUCCUCUUCGUCGUCGCCGUCGAGCAGCGGCCCUGCCAGCGCGCCCUCCACCUGCAGCUUCACCUAUCCGAUCCGGGCCGGGAACGACCCGGGCGUGGCGCCGGGCGGCACGGGCGGAGGCCUCCUCUAUGGCAGGGAGUCCGCUCCCCCUCCGACGGCUCCCUUCAACCUGGCGGACAUCAACGACGUGAGCCCCUCGGGCGGCUUCGUGGCCGAGCUCCUGCGGCCAGAAUUGGACCCGGUGUACAUUCCGCCGCAGCAGCCGCAGCCGCCAGGUGGCGGGCUGAUGGGCAAGUUCGUGCUGAAGGCGUCGCUGAGCGCCCCUGGCAGCGAGUACGGCAGCCCGUCGGUCAUCAGCGUCAGCAAAGGCAGCCCUGACGGCAGCCACCCGGUGGUGGUGGCGCCCUACAACGGCGGGCCGCCGCGCACGUGCCCCAAGAUCAAGCAGGAGGCGGUCUCUUCGUGCACCCACUUGGGCGCUGGACCCCCUCUCAGCAAUGGCCACCGGCCGGCUGCACACGACUUCCCCCUGGGGCGGCAGCUCCCCAGCAGGACUACCCCGACCCUGGGUCUUGAGGAAGUGCUGAGCAGCAGGGACUGUCACCCUGCCCUGCCGCUUCCUCCCGGCUUCCAUCCCCACCCGGGGCCCAAUUACCCAUCCUUCCUGCCCGAUCAGAUGCAGCCGCAAGUCCCGCCGCUCCAUUACCAAGGUCAGUCCCGGGGAUUUGUAGCUCGGGCUGGGGAGCCCUGUGUGUGCUGGCCCCACUUCGGGACACACGGGAUGAUGCUCACCCCACCUUCUUCACCCCUAGAGCUCAUGCCACCCGGUUCCUGCAUGCCAGAGGAGCCCAAGCCAAAGAGGGGAAGACGAUCGUGGCCCCGGAAAAGGACCGCCACCCACACUUGUGAUUACGCGGGCUGCGGCAAAACCUACACAAAGAGUUCCCAUCUCAAGGCACACCUGCGAACCCACACAGGUGAGAAACCUUACCACUGUGACUGGGACGGCUGUGGAUGGAAAUUCGCCCGCUCAGAUGAACUGACCAGGCACUACCGUAAACACACGGGGCACCGCCCGUUCCAGUGCCAAAAAUGCGACCGAGCAUUUUCCAGGUCGGACCACCUCGCCUUACACAUGAAGAGGCAUUUUUAAAUCCCAGACAGUGGAUAUGACCCACACUGCCAGAAGAGAAUUCAGUAUUUUUUACUUUUCACACUGUCUUCCCGAUGAGGGAAGGAGCCCAGCCAGAAAGCACUACAAUCAUGGUCAAGUUCCCAACUGAGUCAUCUUGUGAGUGGAUAAUCAGGAAAAAUGAGGAAUCCAAAAGACAAAAAUCAAAGAACAGAUGGGGUCUGUGACUGGAUCUUCUAUCAUUCCAAUUCUAAAUCCGACUUGAAUAUUCCUGGACUUACAAAAUGCCAAGGGGGUGACUGGAAGUUGUGGAUAUCAGGGUAUAAAUUAUAUCCGUGAGUUGGGGGAGGGAAGACCAGAAUUCCCUUGAAUUGUGUAUUGAUGCAAUAUAAGCAUAAAAGAUCACCUUGUAUUCUCUUUACCUUCUAAAAGCCAUUAUUAUGAUGUUAGAAGAAGAGGAAGAAAUUCAGGUACAGAAAACAUGUUUAAAUAGCCUAAAUGAUGGUGCUUGGUGAGUCUUGGUUCUAAAGGUACCAAACAAGGAAGCCAAAGUUUUCAAACUGCUGCAUACUUUGACAAGGAAAAUCUAUAUUUGUCUUCCGAUCAACAUUUAUGACCUAAGUCAGGUAAUAUACCUGGUUUACUUCUUUAGCAUUUUUAUGCAGACAGUCUGUUAUGCACUGUGGUUUCAGAUGUGCAAUAAUUUGUACAAUGGUUUAUUCCCAAGUAUGCCUUAAGCAGAACAAAUGUGUUUUUCUAUAUAGUUCCUUGCCUUAAUAAAUAUGUAAUAUAAAUUUAAGCAAACGUCUAUUUUGUAUAUUUGUAAACUACAAAGUAAAAUGAACAUUUUGUGGAGUUUGUAUUUUGCAUACUCAAGGUGAGAAUUAAGUUUUAAAUAAACCUAUAAUAUUUUAUCUGAA